AUGUUAGAACAUUGUUUAGAGAACAUGUUAGAACAUUGUUUGGAGAACAUGUUAGAACAUUGUUUAGAGAACAUGUUAGAACAUUGUUUAGAGAAAAAGUCGCCGUAUUUUGAGGUGCCGAUUCAGAACGUGACGGCCCAGGUGGGCCGCACCGCUAAGCUCACUUGUGUUGUGGAGAAUCUUGGCUACUACAAGAAUUCUGUUGGUUUCUUGGUUUCUAAAUUUUCUGCAAUAUUUACAUCAGAGAUUCAGUUAGAAUUAAUAACUCAAGGAAAGUUAUAUGUGAGUCAUGAAGGUGAGAAGGUAGCCUGGGGUUACAAGGGGACUGGUGCAGUGCUGACUGUCUCCACACAGGUGGUCACCAACAACCCCCGUAUCACCAUCCAGCGGGAACAGCGCUCCACCUGGGUGCUCACCAUCGCCAACAUCACCAUGCAAGACCAGGGACACUACUGGUGUCAAGUCAAUACAUCUCCACCUCGCUCCAUCACCGGGUACCUGGCUGUUGCAGAGCCUCCCGUCUUGGACGGUGGAGACGAAGAGGUGACAGUAAACAGAGGAGCUUCAGCCAACCUGACAUGCCGCGCCCACGGCACGCCCACGCCCACCAUCAGGUGGGUCAGGGAGGACUACGACCGCAUCAGGAUCACCCAUACUCACUUUGUGACGGACUACAUUGGUAGCUCACUACUGCUGCAGGAUGUGACGCAGCGCAGCGCCGGCGGUUACCUAUGCAUCGCCAGCAAUGGCCAUCCACCAUCUAUCAGUAAGAAAAUCAUCGUCCACGUCAACUAUAUGCCAGAAGUGAAGGGACCCGAACCAACAACGUGGGCGUCCGUGGGCGCCACUGUAAGCCUCACCUGCCUCUUCACCGCCCAUCCCGCCCCGAGGGUCGUCUGGAUGAGAGAGAACUUUCUUGGGUCACAGUUGCUCAAUAAUGACUAUUUUACCGUUACUCCUCAAGACGGACAUCCGCCUUAUACACACAAUAUGACGCUCAAAAUGAGGAAAUUGGUACCGUCAGACUUCGGCGUCUACACUUGUAUCAUCGGGAACUUCCUGGGUGAGGCGCAAGCCACCACUGUUCUCAGAGGUGAGUCCUUCAAGAACUCUGGAAUACCCUUCAGGAAACCAUCCUCAGAGGUGAGUGUUGCAGGAGCUCUGGAAUACCCUGAAGGGAACCAUCUCAGAGGUGAGUGUUGCAGGAGCUCUGGAACACCCUCCAGGGAACCAUCCUCAGAAGUGAGUGUUGAAAGAACUCUGUGACCGUCAGCGACAGUAAGCGGUAUAUCACUUGAAUCACUUCUGCCACUCCUUCUGGAGUCACUGCUGGGUUACCACAUGGAGAAAACCCGGACCAGGGCCCUGGCAAACCUACAUGAACAUGAACUCUCUUCUUAGGUCGUUCUGGCACUCGAGCUGCGGCCUGAGU
This is a messenger RNA of Cherax quadricarinatus, 1432 nucleotides long. The record is from RefSeq and is a predicted model, not a curated record. NCBI's taxonomy places the organism in Eukaryota, Metazoa, Arthropoda, Malacostraca, Decapoda, Parastacidae.